UUCAAAAUCAUAAAUGACUAACACCAGUUCUGAAAACAUUGGACAAUCCCUACCUUCUGGAACAAGAGGAGAAACUGUUAAUGUCACAAUGGAUGACCAAUCGGAUCGACUCGUCCUACCUCCAAUAAAUUUUGAAAAUGAUCGUUUUCCUUAUUGCAUCGUUUGGACACCGAUACCUGUCCUCACUUGGUUGUUACCUAUGAUAGGUCAUAUGGGAAUAUGUACAUCUACUGGUAUCAUCCGUGAUUUUGCCGGACCUUAUUAUGUGUCCGAGGACAAAAUGGGCUUUGGAAGACCGACAAGAUAUCUGCGUUUGAAUCCAAAAAAUGUUGCAGGUGGAUCUGCUGAGUGGGAUGAAGCUGUAGCUAAAGCUUCAAUAUUAUACGGAACCCGCAUGCAUAAUCUCUUUUGCGACAAUUGUCAUUCACAUGUGGCCACUGCCUUAUGCGGUAUGCGCUACAAUAAACGAACCAGCUGGAAUAUGGUAGUGCUGUGUCUUUGGAUAUUUGUUUGUGGCAGAUAUGUUGGUUUCUGGGGUUUUAUUAAAACAUGGCUACCGUUUAUAAUUUUCGUCGCGUUGUGCUCGUUCCUGGCAGUGUACCUUUAAGUUUAUUUAAAGGAGCUUGUUUGUAAAUAUUGUUUAAGCUAAAGAAUUUAUUUGCAUAUAUAAAUAUGUAACACAAUAUUAAAGCGAAUAUUAAACUUUGCAAUUCUUUUAUAAGAUUAAUAAAAUAUGGUAUUAGUGAUUUUGUGAUUAAUGUA
Molecule: messenger RNA, 762 nt
Organism: Bactrocera latifrons
Lineage: Eukaryota; Metazoa; Arthropoda; Insecta; Diptera; Tephritidae
Product: transmembrane protein 222
Exons: 1
Coding region: 14-607 (197 amino acids)
Source: RefSeq, a predicted model, not a curated record